UAUUUUUAGAAUCAAGAUGGUGGUUGGGGAUUACAUAUUGAAGGCCACAGCACCAUGUUCUGCACAGCCCUGAGCUACAUUUGUAUGCGCAUUCUCGGAGAAGGACCUGAUGGGGGCCAGGACAAUGCUUGUGCCAGAGCAAGGAAGUGGAUUCUUGAUCAUGGUAGUGUCACACACAUGCCCUCUUGGGGAAAGACUUGGCUUUCGAUACUUGGCGUGUUUGAGUGGUCUGGAAGCAACCCAAUGCCGCCGGAGUUUUGGAUGCUGCCUUCAUUUCUUCCUAUGCAUCCAGCAAAAAUGUGGUGCUAUUGUAGGAUGGUUUACAUGCCUAUGUCAUAUUUAUAUGGGAAGAGGUUUGUUGGCCCAAUCACACCUCUCAUUCUGCAAUUAAGGGAAGAACUAUAUGCUCAACCUUACGAUGAAAUUAAUUGGAAGGGAGUGCGCCAUCUUUGCGCGAAAGAGGAUAUCUACUACCCACACCCUUGGAUACAGGACAUCAUGUGGGAUAGUCUCUACAUAUGUACAGAGCCUCUUCUUACUCGCUGGCCGUUUAACAAGUUGGUCAGAGAAAAAGCUCUUCAAGUAACAAUGAAGCAUAUUCAUUAUGAAGAUGAAAACAGCAGAUAUAUUACCAUUGGAUGUGUGGAAAAGGUGUUAUGUAUGCUUGCUUGUUGGGCUGAAGAUCCAAAUGGAGACUAUUUUAAGAAGCAUCUUGCUAGGAUCCCAGAUUAUUUAUGGGUUGCUGAAGAUGGGAUGAAGAUGCAGAGUUUUGGAAGUCAGCAGUGGGAUACUGGUUUUGCCAUUCAAGCUUUGCUUGCUAGCAAUCUCGCUGAUGAAAUUGGACCUACGCUCGCUAGAGGACAUGACUUCAUCAAGAAAUCUCAGGUCAAGGACAAUCCAUCUGGUGACUUCAGAAGCAUGCACCGCCACAUUUCUAAAGGAUCAUGGACUUUCUCAGAUCAAGACCAUGGAUGGCAAGUUUCUGAUUGCACCGCAGAGGGUUUAAAGUGUUGCCUGCUGUUCUCGACGAUGCGACCAGAUAUAGUUGGUGAAAAAAUGGAACCUCAGAGGUUAUACGAUUCUGUCAAUGUCCUACUUUCCCUACAGAGUAAGAAUGGUGGUUUAGCAGCCUGGGAACCAGCAGGAGCAGCAGAGUGGUUAGAAAUGUUAAAUCCCACAGAAUUCUUCGCGGACAUUGUGGUUGAGCACGAAUAUGUUGAAUGCACUUCAUCUGCAAUUCAGGCUUUAGUUCUGUUUAAGAAGUUGUAUCCCGGGCACAGGAAAAAAGAGAUUGAUCAUUUCAUUACCAAUGCUACAGAGUACCUUGAAAACAUACAAAUGCCAGAUGGUUCAUGGUAUGGAAAUUGGGGAGUUUGCUUUACAUAUGGUAGCUGGUUUGCCCUUGGAGGGUUAGCGGCUGCCGGAAAGACUUUCAAUAAUUGUUUAACCGUGCGCAAAGGCGUUAACUUUCUACUCACGACACAAAGAGAGAACGGUGGCUGGGGAGAGAGCUAUCUUUCAUGUCCAAAAAAGGAGUACGUUCCUCUCGAAGAAAACCGAUCGAAUUUAGUACACACUGCAUGGGCUAUGAUGGGUCUGAUUCAAGCUGGACAGGCAGAAAGAGAUCCUGCACCUCUUCAUCGUGCAGCAAAGUUGAUUAUCAAUUCUCAAAUGGAAAAUGGAGAUUUUCCCCAACAGGAAAUCACAGGAGUGUUCAUGAAGAACUGCAUGCUACAUUAUGCAGCUUAUAGAAAUAUCUACCCUCUGUGGGCUCUUGCAGAGUACCGCAAGCGGGUUCCAUUGCCUUCGGAAGCCUAAAUCGCUAACCGUAUUGUGUAGCUCAUCCAACAUAAAGGAUUAAACAUAUAUAUAAGAGCCAAUUGUUGAAAAUCAAUUUUAUGAGGGUUCAGCUUGAUGCUUAGUGAGAAUAUAUGUCUUUUUCAUGUCUUCAUUCCUCUCAUCUUCCGGAUAUUUUCCUUUCUCAUUCACACAAUCACGGUGGCAUGAGGGUUCGAAUUUUAAACUACUGGUCUGCAAGUUAAUGCUAUUUUUCACUGAA
This is a messenger RNA of Prunus avium (sweet cherry), 2059 nucleotides long. NCBI's taxonomy places the organism in Eukaryota, Viridiplantae, Streptophyta, Magnoliopsida, Rosales, Rosaceae. The record is from RefSeq and is a predicted model, not a curated record.